Molecule: messenger RNA, 2103 nt
Organism: Galeopterus variegatus (Sunda flying lemur)
Lineage: Eukaryota; Metazoa; Chordata; Mammalia; Dermoptera; Cynocephalidae
Gene: SNX24
Product: sorting nexin 24
Exons: 9
Coding region: 1-651 (216 amino acids)
Molecular function (GO): phosphatidylinositol phosphate binding
Source: RefSeq, a predicted model, not a curated record
AUGCUCCAUGCUCCUGCCUCCCGCUGUUGGAUUUCGUGCUCACGAAAAGUAGCUGUGGAACUUGAUUCUGCAGCAAAGGUACCAAUUAAGGUGGUGGUUUUUGUGAUGAAGCCUCAAGUGUUUAAGAUAGAAGUGCUAAUGAAUGGAAGAAAACAUUUUGUUGAAAAAAGGUACAGCGAAUUUCAUGCCUUGCACAAAAAGGUGUUUAAGAUAGAAGUGCUAAUGAAUGGAAGAAAACAUUUUGUUGAAAAAAGGUACAGCGAAUUUCAUGCCUUGCACAAAAAGCUUAAAAAAUGUAUAAAAACUCCAGAAAUCCCUUCUAAACAUGUUAGAAACUGGGUCCCAAAAGUCUUGGAACAACGACGACAAGGUUUAGAAACAUAUUUACAGUCUGUCAUUUUGGAAAAUGAAGAACUUCCCAAACUGUUUCUUGAUUUCCUCAAUGUGCGACACUUGCCCUCUCUACCAAAGGCAGAAAGUUGUGGAUCUUUUGAUGAGACAGAAUCUGAAGAGUCAAGCAAACUGUCCCACCAGCCAGUGCUGCUGUUCCUCAGGGAUCCAUACAUCUUGCCUGCAGCCAGCGAUUUUCCAAAUGUUGUUAUUGAAGGAGUUCUCCAUGGGAUAUUUUACCCUCAUCUACAGCCCAGGUAGAAAUCCUACGUGGCUAAAGGAAGCUGAAGCACGUUUCAAAGUCGUAGGAAAUCAAUAUCUACCAAAUUAACCUAAACUCUAUGACAUAACAGCUGUAGCUAGUGGUAAAAUUCACCAUCCUAGCUUAAUUCGGGGCAGGGAUCUUUCUAUUAGAAUGGUGCUUUUAAAAAUAGAAACUGAAUCAGGGUCGUGGUCAGGUUAAGGCCAAGUGUUUUAAGAAAUAGAAUGCAGCUGCCAACUUCGAAACCCAUGAAAGGAUGGCUACAGUGGAUUCCUAGAAGCACUGAGUGUAACAGAACAAAGUUACUCUCUGCUUCAGACGCACCAUUUGCUAAUUGAAAAUCAUAUCCUGAAUCAAACUGAGACUGAUCGACUUUGAUAGCUUUUUUCUUCAAAUCUUAUAAUACACUACUCGUCUCCAUGAGAUUUUCUCAGCCAGUGAUGGUACCUUUUGAAGUGCUGGCACCAGGAGAGUGUCACAGAAAUCCACCAUGCUAAAUGUGAGGAAGGACCUAAACUGGAAAUUAAAUUAUACUGACAAUGGGAUGGCAUUUUAAUUUACAUUACAGUGGAGUCGCAUCAUAUCCAAGGGUUAGCUUCUAACAUCAGCAGAUAAGAUAGAAUGGGAUAUUAGGAUAAUCCUUGAAAGCCCUUUAUAAAGGCACAAUAUUGGAAAUCUCUACAUCAACCACAACCAGUUUUUCCUCCAGUGUGGGAAGAAAUGAGUGUUUCUUCAUUUGACAAGCAAAUUAAGUUGCUGGUGUGUGUUUGGGGGCCAUUUUGUAUAAAAAGCACAUAUAGGUAAACACUAGAAACACACGUAGCCCUGUGAGACACUUGCCCUCUAAGAGGCAGAUGUGAAUUGACAAUGACUAAAGGAGCUGCAGAUGGACGACGCCCUUUGGGUUUGCGUAAAAGCGUGCAUGCAUUGAAUAGGUGGUAUUGCUGCAGGAUUUCAUGUCACUGUCCUUAUGGGUUCCUUUUCACUGACCUCAUUACUGAGUUAAUGUAAGUUAGAUGUGUGUAUGAUAUAACUCCACUGUAUAUCAUAUAGACAGUCAUAUUUUGAGUAGUAAAGUAUAAAAGCAUAUAUGCUACCUGUACAUAUAUGCUGUAUGUGGACAUUUCAUUGAAAACUAAUUAAAAGCUAGCCUAUUUAUGGUUAUUAGUUUUAAUAAGAUUCUGUGUGGAAGAAAAAUAUUUAAAAUCCCAACUAAUAACUAUAUCAUGGUUUUUGAUUAGGAUCUAAAUAUGCAGGGUUGAAGCCUGCUGCAAACUUUUAAAGAUAUGUUUUAGGAUAGAUUAUGUUACUACAUGUUAGAAACAAGCAAGAACUAAAUAAUCAAGUGUCAUAACCAAAAUUAACGGAAUAAGCAAGUAUUGGAGUUAUUUUUUAAAUGUUUUUGUGUUAUUAGCUAUUUUGAGUUAAAUAAAAACAAAGAACAAGAAAUA